Messenger RNA from Dendrobium catenatum, 1693 nucleotides. Its product is annotated as actin. Lineage: Eukaryota; Viridiplantae; Streptophyta; Magnoliopsida; Asparagales; Orchidaceae. The record is from RefSeq and is a predicted model, not a curated record. Bases 287 to 1420 code for a protein of 377 amino acids. The transcript has 5 exons.
CAGGUCGACGGCAUCAUUGAGUCGUUAACGAAUCUUCGCUGUUCGAAAAGCAACAGCGGGCCCAAAUCUCGCAAAUCUGCGAUGGCGAAGGCCCCGACCCCGAUCUGAGUUCUCCCAUCGGCCGCGCUAUAUAAGAGGUCCUCCUCCUCCUCAAUUCCUUUGUCUACCCGCGGCUUUCCAUCUUCCUGUUUUCCUUCGAUAAGGAGAAGAUCCGCUAGCCUGUCCGCAUUCCCUUAGAAAAGGUUGGCUCUCAUUUCUUUUGAUUGGAGUUAGAAGAAAUUGAAAAAUGGCUGAUGGUGAGGAGAUCCAACCUCUCGUUUGUGACAAUGGAACUGGAAUGGUGAAGGCUGGAUUUGCUGGUGAUGAUGCUCCUAGAGCUGUGUUUCCUAGCAUUGUUGGCCGACCUCGCCACACCGGCGUCAUGGUUGGUAUGGGCCAAAAAGAUGCCUAUGUAGGUGAUGAGGCUCAGUCCAAAAGAGGUAUACUCACGCUUAAGUACCCGAUUGAGCACGGUAUUGUUAGUAACUGGGAUGACAUGGAGAAGAUCUGGCAUCACACUUUCUAUAAUGAGCUCCGUGUUGCUCCUGAGGAACACCCUAUGCUUCUUACUGAAGCCCCUCUGAACCCCAAGGCCAACAGAGAGAAAAUGACCCAAAUUAUGUUUGAAACCUUUAAUGUUCCCGCCAUGUAUGUUGCAAUUCAGGCUGUUCUCUCCCUUUAUGCCAGUGGUCGCACUACCGGUAUUGUGCUUGAUUCUGGUGAUGGUGUGAGCCACACAGUUCCAAUUUAUGAAGGAUAUGCCCUUCCACAUGCCAUCCUCAGGUUAGAUCUUGCCGGUCGGGAUCUCACUGAUGCUUUAAUGAAGAUUCUUACAGAGAGAGGGUAUUCCUUCACCACAACUGCAGAGCGAGAAAUUGUUAGAGAUGUGAAGGAGAAGCUUGCUUAUAUUGCCCUUGAUUAUGAGCAGGAGCUGGAAACAGCCAAGACCAGCUCUGCUGUGGAGAAGCAGUAUGAGUUGCCUGAUGGUCAGGUGAUCACAAUCGGCGCCGAGAGAUUCCGCUGCCCCGAAGUUCUCUUCCAGCCAUCGAUGAUUGGCAUGGAAGCUGCCGGCAUUCAUGAGACCACAUACAACUCAAUCAUGAAAUGUGAUGUGGAUAUCAGGAAGGAUUUGUAUGGCAAUAUUGUUCUUAGUGGUGGCUCAACUAUGUUUCCUGGAAUUGCAGAUCGUAUGAGCAAAGAAAUCACAGCCCUUGCACCCAGCAGCAUGAAGAUUAAGGUUGUUGCACCACCUGAACGAAAAUACAGUGUUUGGAUUGGUGGCUCCAUUCUUGCUUCGCUCAGCACCUUCCAACAGAUGUGGAUUUCUAAGGGAGAGUAUGAUGAAUCAGGCCCCUCAAUAGUCCACCGAAAAUGCUUCUAAGUUCCCAUUCUUGGCUAUAUAUCUUCAGAAUCUUCAGGUGUUCUUUGUCUUUUAUUUCUUGCUGUUAUGUGAGCUCCAUUUGUUUGAGGUUGUGGAACUAUCUACGGAUAUGCUAAAUUUUCUUCUAAAAUGUAUCUGUACUUCAGUAUUUCGUAUUACAAGAUUUCUCCUUAAGCUGUUCUUAUUUGCUGCCAUAGGCCACUUUUUAUUAUUCCUGUUAUGUAGAGAGAAGUGUAAGACAGUGUGAUGGAGAAAUUAACUAUUUCUAUUCCA